This is a messenger RNA of Pezoporus flaviventris, 2703 nucleotides long. RefSeq lists its product as uncharacterized. The transcript is spliced from 7 exons. The record is from RefSeq and is a predicted model, not a curated record. The coding region runs from base 1 to 2703 and encodes 900 amino acids. Lineage: Eukaryota; Metazoa; Chordata; Aves; Psittaciformes; Psittacidae.
AUGAGCCUGGCCGUUGUCCAGGGAGCCAGCCAGCAGCUGGCGGAACAUCGGGACAUGUCCCAAAACUCAGAUGAGGCAAUGGCACUAAUGGCAUCUGUGUGGACUGGGGACACUGAGUCUCCUGUGUGUGGAGACCAUCAAGGAGAGGCUGAAACAGCCAUUGUCUUGCCAGAAACACAGAGAGAGGAAGUGGCAGCUUCAUGGCCUGAGAUGCCUGUGCCAGAGGCUGGAGCAUGCCACUCUGCCCCAGAAGCAGCCAACGAAGGAGAAGCAGGAGCUUCUGCCUUUGAUCGUGAAUCUGGGCACCCGGUGAGCGAGGCACAUAUGGCUGGCACCGGAGAUACUGUGGAGAUUCAAGCAGGAGUCUCGCAUGGGCUACCUGUGGCAGAGAGAUUCCUGCUGCUCCCUAUGCCAGAGCCUCUGGAGGAGCCGGAGAGGAGCAGCAUGGCCCACACCAGUCACAGGCUCGACAUGCAAAGGAGAGCCAGCCUGCCUUGGCUGCUGGGCAGCUCUGUGGAAAGGGAGCUCCAGCAGCAGGAGGGCCAGAGGCCUCGUUUCGCCUUGCGGCGGGGACGGAUGCCCAGUCACAGGCAGGUGACGCCAGGGACCUUGGGCGAGGAAGCUGACGAUGAGGAGUUGGACGGAAAGGAAGAAGAGGAAUGGGAAGAGGCCAUGGACAAAGAGCUUUCUGAAGUGGAAGAGAUCACCAUACGCAACCUCUGGGUCAACCUCUCAGUCCCAGACCACUUCCAGGACACCCAUGCAGAUCCCCAGGAGGGAUCCAGCUGCCCCACCAGCAUGGGCAUGGACGCAACAGGAGAGGGAACCAGCCAACAGCUGGUGGAGUAUCAGGACAUGACCCAAAUCCUGAAAGAAACGGCCAGGACCAUCUCUGAAGAGGUCCUGAUCAUGAGCCUGGCCGUUGUCCAGGGAGCCAGCCAGCAGCUGGCGGAACAUCGGGACAUGUCCCAAAACUCAGAUGAGGCAAUGGCACUAAUGGCAUCUGUGUGGACUGGGGACACUGAGUCUCCUGUGUGUGGAGACCAUCAAGGAGAGGCUGAAACAGCCAUUGUCUUGCCAGAAACACAGAGAGAGGAAGUGGCAGCUUCAUGGCCUGAGAUGCCUGUGCCAGAGGCUGGAGCAUGCCACUCUGCCCCAGAAGCAGCCAACGAAGGAGAAGCAGGAGCUUCUGCCUUUGAUCGUGAAUCUGGGCACCCGGUGAGCGAGGCACAUAUGGCUGGCACCGGAGAUACUGUGGAGAUUCAAGCAGGAGUCUCGCAUGGGCUACCUGUGGCAGAGAGAUUCCUGCUGCUCCCUAUGCCAGAGCCUCUGGAGGAGCCGGAGAGGAGCAGCAUGGCCCACACCAGUCACAGGCUCGACAUGCAAAGGAGAGCCAGCCUGCCUUGGCUGCUGGGCAGCUCUGUGGAAAGGGAGCUCCAGCAGCAGGAGGGCCAGAGGCCUCGUUUCGCCUUGCGGCGGGGACGGAUGCCCAGUCACAGGCAGGUGACGCCAGGGACCUUGGGCGAGGAAGCUGACGAUGAGGAGUUGGACGGAAAGGAAGAAGAGGAAUGGGAAGAGGCCAUGGACAAAGAGCUUUCUGAAGUGGAAGAGAUCACCAUACGCAACCUCUGGGUCAACCUCUCAGUCCCAGACCACUUCCAGGACACCCAUGCAGAUCCCCAGGAGGGAUCCAGCUGCCCCACCAGCAUGGGCAUGGACGCAACAGGAGAGGGAACCAGCCAACAGCUGGUGGAGUAUCAGGACAUGACCCAAAUCCUGAAAGAAACGGCCAGGACCAUCUCUGAAGAGGUCCUGAUCAUGAGCCUGGCCGUUGUCCAGGGAGCCAGCCAGCAGCUGGCGGAACAUCGGGACAUGUCCCAAAACUCAGAUGAGGCAAUGGCACUAAUGGCAUCUGUGUGGACUGGGGACACUGAGUCUCCUGUGUGUGGAGACCAUCAAGGAGAGGCUGAAACAGCCAUUGUCUUGCCAGAAACACAGAGAGAGGAAGUGGCAGCUUCAUGGCCUGAGAUGCCUGUGCCAGAGGCUGGAGCAUGCCACUCUGCCCCAGAAGCAGCCAACGAAGGAGAAGCAGGAGCUUCUGCCUUUGAUCGUGAAUCUGGGCACCCGGUGAGCGAGGCACAUAUGGCUGGCACCGGAGAUACUGUGGAGAUUCAAGCAGGAGUCUCGCAUGGGCUACCUGUGGCAGAGAGAUUCCUGCUGCUCCCUAUGCCAGAGCCUCUGGAGGAGCCGGAGAGGAGCAGCAUGGCCCACACCAGUCACAGGCUCGACAUGCAAAGGAGAGCCAGCCUGCCUUGGCUGCUGGGCAGCUCUGUGGAAAGGGAGCUCCAGCAGCAGGAGGGCCAGAGGCCUCGUUUCGCCUUGCGGCGGGGACGGAUGCCCAGUCACAGGCAGGUGACGCCAGGGACCUUGGGCGAGGAAGCUGACGAUGAGGAGUUGGACGGAAAGGAAGAAGAGGAAUGGGAAGAGGCCAUGGACAAAGAGCUUUCUGAAGUGGAAGAGAUCACCAUACGCAACCUCUGGGUCAACCUCUCAGUCCCAGACCACUUCCAGGACACCCAUGCAGAUCCCCAGGAGGGAUCCAGCUGCCCCACCAGCAUGGGCAUGGACGCAACAGGAGAGGGAACCAGCCAACAGCUGGUGGAGUAUCAGGACAUGACCCAAAUCCUGAGUAACAAAGAGUAA